This is a messenger RNA of Aedes aegypti (yellow fever mosquito), 4524 nucleotides long. RefSeq names its product ras GTPase-activating protein-binding protein 1. Gene Ontology annotation, cellular component: cytosol; ribonucleoprotein complex. The transcript is spliced from 6 exons. The coding region runs from base 580 to 2814 and encodes 744 amino acids. The record is from RefSeq and is a predicted model, not a curated record. NCBI's taxonomy places the organism in Eukaryota, Metazoa, Arthropoda, Insecta, Diptera, Culicidae. Gene Ontology annotation, molecular function: mRNA binding.
CAGCAGAUAGUGUGAGUGAUAGCGCAGUCAGUGCUUCGAAGAGUGGUGAUCCGCAAGAAAGUCGGGACUGAGUUUUCUUCAGCAUUUUUCAUCAAUUUUCUGACGGAAAAUUCAACGGAAAACAGCCUAGCUCGCCGUUUUCUCACACACGUUCGGUAUUUGCUGCUAAGGAACCAUUUCUAUUCGGAGUGGAAACAUCCCGGGUAGGAUUAAUUUGGAACCGAAUUUGCUGUCCAAGACUGCGACCGCGAAAAAAAAGGAAGAGGAACAUAGCAUCGCCAAAGGAAAGUGUGGUCGGUCCAGUGUGUGAGUGUGUGUGUUUGGCCAAUUCAUCCGACAGAGUGAUCCACAAGCACAUCCCUCAAGGCAGCAGAAAAGGAAGAUCGCUUAUUCCGUGUCGUCGUCGCAGAAAGUAGUGUGAAAAACGACGAAGAACAGGCGGCGCAGUCCCGGUUUCGUGAAACAACAUUGAAAAAGGGGAGCAAAGUCACAGUCGGCGGAAGAAAAAUCCACAUAAAUCGUCCUGGUGUUCCAAUCAACCGAAAAGGCUGAAAAUCAACUGUUGGUAGUUCUUGGGAAAUGGUAAUGGAAGCACAACCUUCACCGCAAAGCGUUGGCCGCGAGUUCGUGCGCCAAUAUUACACCCUGCUGAACAAGGCGCCGGAUCACCUGCACCGCUUCUACAACAACUCGUCGAGCUUUGUCCAUGGCGGUUUGGAUACGAAGAAUCAGGAAGCCACGCUGGUGAUCGGCCAGAAGCAGAUCCAUAACAAGAUCCAGCAGUUGAACUUUCGCGACUGUCAUGCCAAGAUCAGCCAGGUCGAUUCGCAGGCUACCCUCGGCAACGGAGUGGUUGUCCAGGUGACCGGUGAGCUGUCCAACGAUGGACAACCGAUGCGUCGUUUCACGCAAACCUUCGUGCUGGCCGCCCAAUCGCCGAAGAAGUAUUACGUCCAUAACGACAUCUUCCGCUACCAGGACAUCUACUCGGACGACGAAAUCGAUGAGAACGAUCGUUCUGGCGAGGAAGACGCCGGUGAAGUGGACACCAACAAUGCCGUGGUGGAUCAACAGUCCGUGCAGGCCAAUGUUGUCGCUUCUGCUGGUGGCGUAGCUCCGGCUCUCGGUCAGCCGCAGCAACAGCCACAACAACCUCAGCAGCAGCAGCAACAACUGUACUAUCCUCCUGGAGUGAUGAGUGCUGCCCCUACCGGUAUCAUCCCAAGCUACGGUCAACCGCAACAGGCUCAACAACCCCAACAGCAGCAGCAGCAACAACAGCUGAAUGGAGUUCACGACGAUCUGCUGAAAACCGUCCCAACCCAAACCACUACCCAGCUGAUGCAAUCUUCGGUUGGUGCUGUCCCUCAGCAAAACCCGACCGCAGUCAUGCAACAAGUCCCAAGCGUCGCCACCGGAAUGCCAACAGUUGAUCCAAUCCAACAUCUCGCCCAGCAACAACAACAAGUGGUCCAACCUCAGCAAUCCACCCCUCAGCAACUUCAACCCCAGCAAAUCCAACAACCUACCAUUCCACAGCAAACCGUUCCCCAACAACAGCAGCAGCAGCCACAACCAACCCCGAUCGCCGAACCGGAACCGAUUCAAAGCUCUCUGUCGAUGAACGAACUGGACUCCGCUUUGCCCUCGAUGAACGACCCAACCCCCGCCGAGGCUAGCGAUUCUCAUGACCACCAUCAUCACCACGGCCAGUCGGACCUGAACGAUCAGCAACAACAGCAUCAGCAGCAAACUGUACCGCAGCAACAACUGUCCAACGAGCCGAAAACCUAUGCUAAUUUGGUCAAGUCUGGCGGAGCCGGUGGUCCCGGACCGUUGAGUUUCGCUUCCGUUUCGUCCCAUCACCACCACCAGCAACAGCAGCAGUCCCAUCACCAGCAAGGCUACAGCAACGUUGCCGCUGGACGUCAAACCGUAAUGUCGCCACCGCCGUCGUCGUCGCUGCAAAGCUCCAGCUCCAACAAUGGUGGCCCCACUUCCGGAGGACUGGGUGGCGCCAGCAAGUACGAUCGCAGCCAGCAACAGAUGUCGCAGCAGGACCAGGGCAUGGGCGGGCAGGGACCGAUGCCCCAGCGAAUGCAAAACCAACAGCGACCGAUCCGAGGCAAUGGUGGCCCAUCCAGUGGUGGACAGAGCUCUCUCAGACCGCAAGAUAGCCGGCCAAGCUAUCAGAGAAGCUACAACAGCGAUGGCGAAGAUCGUCGCCAGCAGAGCAGCUCCCAGUUCGGAGACAACCACCAACUUUUCCUGGGCAACAUUCCACAUCAUGCUACCGAGGAGGAGUUGUCGUCGCUGUUCUCCAAGUAUGGCACAGUCGUUGAUCUGCGCAUCCACUCGAAACCGGGAGCCAAGGUUCCGGGAGUGCGUGCCCCGCCAAACUACGGUUUCAUCACGUACGAGGAUCCCUCCUCGGUUCAGAGCUGUCUAGCGGAUACGCCCCUGUACUUCCCGGAUAACUCUCCCGAUGGUCAGAAGCUGAAUGUGGAGGAAAAGAAAACUCGGAUGCGCGGUCCCGGUGAGACUGGUGGCCGUAUGGGUGGCAGCAAUCUCGGAGGCAACGGAAGCGGUGGACCACGUGGCGGUCCCGGUGGCCCUGGAGGUCAACAGCGUGGAGGCCCUGGUGGCCCACAGGGAAAUAUGAACCGUGGUGGUUCGGGACAGCGCGGCCUCGGUGGAGUUGGUGCCGGAGGUGGCGGUAGUGGUCGCGGAGGAUAUCAGCGAUCAGAUCGAAGCAGCGUAACCGGAGGUGGUCAGCGAUCUGGCAAUGGAAACUACCAUCCAUCAAAUCGCUAAAUCCGGUUCAAGUUCAGCAACGUACGUAAGCAGCAUACCUAAUAGACACACAUACACACCCACAAGCGUACACACCAUUUCUGUGUAAAGCGCUCUUUAGGAAGCAGCGUGUCCCGUGUCGGUAAAAAAUACUAAUAAUAAAAAUAAUAAUAGUAACGAAAUCAAUAAUUCAACACAAUUAAUUACUACUACAGGCUACAGGCUACACUUUCUACUGCUGCAUGGCACCAUGCAGCAGUAAAAGGGAUCAAACAAGCAUCCAUUGUGUGAAUAUAAUUAUCUUAUGUGAAACGUAACGUAACUGUAAUAUUGAAUAUUUCAACUCCAUAAAAACAUACAUCGUAACGUAAGGUAAUUAUCUACUACCUAUCUGACUCUAGAAACGUUUUGAUAAAGAAACACGAGAGGAAUAUUAAAAACACGACGGAAGCUUUAUGCUAUUCCGCCAGCAACUCAAACACAAUAGUUUCCAUCUAAAGUAAUUCAGAUAGCGAGAGAAAAUUAGAGUGUAUGAGUUGGACAUUGAAGAAAAAAGGAUAUUUCUUUUUUGCAAAUGGAACAGCAAACUGCAGACUGGCAGAUAGGACUUUUUUUUUAAAUAAUUAACGAUAAACAAGAAAACUGCUUUAAACAAAAACUAACACGUUACGAAGACCUAAACGUGGACAAACAAAAGGAGAAAAGCGAAAACAAUAAAAUACUUAAAACGUUUUCACAUACUUUUUUUUAUAAUUUAUCGAUGAAAACGGAUAGGAACAUCGAUCAGGGGGCACAUUUCAAGGUGAAAGGCUAGGUGCACGAUGAAACGCGACUUCUUAAGCUGUUACCUAUUGAAAAGAAAACACAUUGCCAAACAUACUGUUAUGCCAGGAUUGCCUAAUAUCAUCACAGGAGGAAUUGUUAAAGUUUCACGUGCUGAUUGAUUUCUGACUAGAAAACUAUUGAGAGUUACAUACUACUCUAUUUCAAUCCUGGCCGACACUGUAGACUCGCAUUUUUCUUUCUUCUUCCAUUACGAGUGUCAUUUACCUUUACGUUUAUUGGUCCGAAGAGGAUACACCUUCCUUCCACCUAGGUGCUCACUGUGUGCGCUCCUGUUUGUAAAAGAGGAUCUCUAGAAUCUUUUAAAGAAUACAUAGUAGAGGAAAGCAAAAUGAGAUUGAAGUAGCGAAGCAAAACGAGAAAUCAGUAAAUGUCUAGUUUAUUUUCCCAUUUGCUGGACACGUUGUUUAGUCCUAUAUAUCUAUUUUAACGGAAACUAUCAUAACAAAUUAGUAUUGUUUUGUCAAUGAGCGAAAGAGUGAACGUAGUUACAAUGUAUGCUAAACAUACUUAAGACACCUUAAGAUAAAAAAGCAAGAAAAAAAACAAAAAAUGCAAUUAGGUCAGAGUAAGUAAUUUAGGGAGAGUAAAACAGAAAAUCACCUACUGAAUACAAACACACAUUGCUAAGCAAGUUCUCACAGCAACAAAAAAGAAACGAAAGAAACUGUAGUAAAAAGAAAACAUUUUUAGAUAGAAAACUGUUCACACAAUUUUUAAAAGCGCAGGAGUUUGUUUGAUUAUGAUUUUACCCUAGAGCGUUCUAUUUAUGUACUUCAACAACCAUAGGAACACUUUAAUAGUAUAGCAAAGGCAAAACAAACUGCUACAAUUUUCAAAAGGAAUGCAUUAGGAUACAUAUUUUUGAGUAUCUUUUUGAGUUUUUUU